Molecule: messenger RNA, 2145 nt
Organism: Ilyonectria robusta
Lineage: Eukaryota; Fungi; Ascomycota; Sordariomycetes; Hypocreales; Nectriaceae
Product: fungal-specific transcription factor domain-containing protein
Exons: 3
Coding region: 1-2145 (714 amino acids)
Biological process (GO): positive regulation of transcription by RNA polymerase II; DNA-templated transcription
Cellular component (GO): nucleus
Molecular function (GO): sequence-specific DNA binding; DNA-binding transcription factor activity, RNA polymerase II-specific; zinc ion binding
Source: RefSeq, a predicted model, not a curated record
AUGAGAACCCAUGGGUCGAUCCAAGCAUCGACGCCCAUGUCGGAUGUGUCCUCAGGGACAGCCUCCAGCAGAACAAAGCGGCCCUCGGAGUCGUCUCCAAAAGGCUCGGAUUCGAACCGUCGAAAAGCUGCCAAGGUCAGCCGUGCUUGCGAUCACUGUAAGCUCAAGAAACUCAAGUGCACCGGGACAAUUCCGUGUUCUCUGUGCACCAAGAAGGGCCUCUCUUGUCAAUACGAUGCCCAAUAUCGACGUGGCCGACCUCCGACUCCCCCAGCUGCAGCGUCACCAGAAAACCAUACGAGGCAGUCUUGCACAACUGAAACUGACCGGCUAGCAUCCAGCGCAGCCAAACCCCAAGACAAUUACACGUCGCGAGCGACAUCUCGCGGCUCACCCGGACUUGAAACCGCCGAGAUUGAAGGGCAAAUAGUUGACCCUACUUCAAAUCUUACCUUUAUCCACCGUGCCUGGAAAAGACUGGCCCUGCAAAAACGAGAUACGGGGCCUAAUGUCCUAACUGGAUCAGAACACUCUCAGCCGCUUAUGUCGGCAGGUGAUAAGCCAUUCAUGACCCCACAAGGCCAGGACUUGAUGUUCCUAGACCAGGAGACGUCAGUGGAGCUAUUCAAAUUUUAUUUUGACAAUUGCGUCGUCACGUACCGCGUCCUCAACCAGCAAAACUGCUUCUCAUGGCUGGGAACAAUUCUUCACAAUGUUCAAAACGGUCUCCCUCUGCAUACCGGCCUCAGCCAUGCCAAGGCGGCAAUAGUGGUCAGUAUCUUGGCCAUCGCCAGUCUCAGGCAGCACAAAAUUUCCGCACCGGUACCCCUGGACACGGGAGAAUCUUUUGCACUUCGGCAAAGCGAGCAAUACUUUACCACGUCUAUAAAUCUCACAGCUGGAGAGACUGGCUUGCCUAGGGUAGAAUCCGCCCAGGCUAGAGUCUUACAGGUGUUGUAUCUUCUCCAGACGUCGCGGAUGAAUCAGGCGUGGUAUGUGUUUGGCAACACUGUUCCCAUUGUUUCCGCACUUGGCCUGCACCGCAAAACAGCCCGGCAUCGAGUUGGAGGAAGCCGAAGUCCAACCAUGGACUACAUAAUGUCAGAGUGCUGCAAGAGAACUUUCUGGGUUGUGUAUACCAUAGACAAGUAUCUUGCUGUGGUUUUUGGCAGGCCCAGAUUCUACCACGACGACGAUGUGGAUCAAGACUACCCGGACAGAGUCAAUGACGAGGACAUGACGCCUCAGGGGCCAUCACUUUCUGAGCCCAGGAUGGAUUGUCAUAUUGACUCGUUGAUCUUUCACGCUAGGGUGGCUAGGAUUAUCGAAAACACCUCUCGAGAAGUCUACUCCCUAAAACCGAUGACCAACAACGAACGACUGGCCGCAGCGCAACGGUUUACUCGCCAACUGCACGAGUGGCGUGAAGAACUGCCACCAUACCUUGGAACCGUCCGUCCCUCAAGCCUCAUCCCAAGUUUCGGUAGACAGGCUACAGCUUUGAAGCUGGCUUAUUGCCACGCAAUCAUGCACGCCAAUAGACCCUUUCUACUGGAUCAUUCCGGAGAUCCUGGUGAAACGGCGAUGCGCGAGUGUGUUGCCGAGUGCAUAAGCGCAGCCAAAAUGGCCUUGGAGACUGUCGAUCGCAUGUUUUCAGACGGAACCGUGCUAUUCUAUGCGCUCUGGUGGACGCCAUAUGUCACAUUCUGCGCGUUGGCAAUUGUUUACGUGUGGGAAAUUAAACAAAAAGCAAACGGCAUGACAGAAAUUGAGGAUCCCUCACUGUUCACUCUCGCUGAGCAAUGCCAAUGCCAUCUGGCCAAGGCAAUUUCCUCCGAAUCCGCAAGCCGAAGAUACAGCAUCAUCAUUGAGGAGCUCAGGGUUGAGGCCAGACACAGUUCCGCACCAGUGCUCAUGCGGCACCAGAUGAUAGAUCAGCCACAAGAGUCUACAAUGACUGAUGACGGUGACCAGCGAGUUCUGGAAUCAAUGGCAGACGAUCUCGGGUCCAUGUUUGAGGAUCAAGGCGAAGCUCAUUUCCAAUCAAUGCUGAACCCUCUAAGCCAAUGGCAAGCUACUGAUUGGCUAGACUUGGACUCUUCAGUAAGUAUUGGUUGGCCUGUGGCUCUCCCCAGUUCAUGCUAA